Messenger RNA from Bipolaris zeicola 26-R-13, 1260 nucleotides. RefSeq lists its product as uncharacterized. The coding region runs from base 1 to 1260 and encodes 419 amino acids. The transcript has a single exon. The record is from RefSeq and is a predicted model, not a curated record. Lineage: Eukaryota; Fungi; Ascomycota; Dothideomycetes; Pleosporales; Pleosporaceae. Gene Ontology annotation, cellular component: nucleus.
AUGAACCUCCUCGCUGGUUACUCCGACUCGGAAUCCGACAGCGAGGCACCCUCUGCGCCUCAAGUCGCCGCCAAGCUCGCCUCGAAACCCGCCUUUCAGAAAGUCGUCGACCGCUCCAACCCAGGACGAAUCAAAGUCAAUCUCCCAGGCGCAUCGCAGUCGCGACAGGACAAGGAUGACAUUCAGAGAGACGCGCCGCCUGCGAAAAAGCCACGCCUGGGAGGAGGAUCGUCGUUUGCUGGUUUCAAUGCGAUGCUGCCUGCGCCAAAGAAGCCCAAUCUGAAUGCCAUCGCAGCGGCCGAGGGCGCAAAAGCUGGGAGCAGAGGGCUCGGCAAAGGGCUCGCGUCAGGUGUCAGCUUGAAGACCGGUGCUGAGCCUGCCUUUAAGCGGGAGCCAAGAGCGGAUACCGAAGAGUACGACGAGACUGGGAAUCCAAUCAAAAAGGAGCCGAUGAACAAGGACGACUUUAGGGCCAUGCUGAAUCUGCCGCCUCCAAAGUCACAAGCAAAGCCGGAUACCAAACCGGCGUUGCCAGCACAAGACACAAAGGUGGAGUCGGAGCCGCAGCAAGCACCGAAACCUGCGGCGCCGCGUUUCGUGCCCAUGUCUGUGGGCAAAGGAAAGAAGAAGAAACCAGUAGUGCCUCGCCCAGCGCUUGCGUCAACUGAGGCAGCCGGCCCAACAGGCCCAACAGUGUUGACACCACAACCACCUGUUGUAGAAACAAAACCGCAAAAGCCAAAAGUCUCCCUUUUCGGCGUAUCAGGUGGUGCAGAGCCUGCAAGCAAGGCGUCAUCGGAUGGAGAAUACCAACCACUGCUGUACGGGGCGGAACAAGACGAGGAUGCGCCUGUGCCCGAUGCGGCCUUUGACGGACAUUCGACAAAUUACACCACUCAGUAUGCAGCACCGUCCGCAAACGCCCCAGCUGGUAAUGGCCUCACAAACAUUGCCUCGGAGCUCAAUCUCUCGGAAGCCGAACGGCGCCAACUAUUCGGCAAAAAGGGUCGCGGUGGACCGGACUUCUCAGGCGCAAAGAUAGUCGAAUUCAAUACCGACGAGGAGUACGCACACAAUGAACGGCUGCGACAGCAGGGCGAGGCAGUAUCGCACAACCCGCUUAAGUCCAUUUCUGGUACUGGAAAGAACAGUCUUCGCAGCUUGGUCAAUGUUGCGACUACGCAGAAAGAUGCGCUCGAGGACCAUUUUGCUGCGAGUGCCCGGAAUAAGAGGGAGGCGGGUAAUCGGUAUGGAUGGUGA